Molecule: messenger RNA, 1268 nt
Organism: Corylus avellana
Lineage: Eukaryota; Viridiplantae; Streptophyta; Magnoliopsida; Fagales; Betulaceae
Product: phosphoserine phosphatase, chloroplastic
Biological process (GO): L-serine biosynthetic process; dephosphorylation
Cellular component (GO): cytoplasm; chloroplast
Molecular function (GO): L-phosphoserine phosphatase activity; magnesium ion binding
Source: RefSeq, a predicted model, not a curated record
CAAACAGUAGGAGCUAAGCUACACAAUACAUCAGCUGCCGGAAGCAAAGAGAUCUAAGGAGGAAAAGUUUGGAGCAAAAUUCUACAUUCACACCCUUUUUUCUCACGGUUACUGAUAAUUUGAUGGAAAGGUUGAUGAGUUCACAGACGGCACCAUUUAGUGCUCAGUGUAGGCAACAUAGCUCUCCGUUCCUUCCUGCAUUUUCCCAUCGAUUUACAAGAAAAUUGAAUAUCAGUCACAUUGGGAUGAACAAAUCUCCUAAAUCAUUGAAAUCAAUUGCUGCUUCAGUUCAACCAUUGGAAGCCUCAAAAUUGGGCCACUUAAACAACACUCUGCCAUCCAAAGACGUUCUUGAGUCAUGGAGAAACGCCAAUGCGGUGUGCUUUGAUGUGGAUAGCACAGUGUGCCUGGAUGAGGGCAUCGAUGAACUUGCAGAAUUUUGUGGAGCUGGAAAGGCUGUUGCAGAAUGGACUUCUAGAGCAAUGAGUGGUUCUGUUCCUUUUGAGGAGGCCUUGGCUGCCAGGCUAUCUUUGUUCAAUCCUUCCUUUUCGCAAGUCCAGGACUUUCUUGAAAAGAGGCCCCCAAGGCUUUCUCCUGGCAUAGAAGAGUUUGUCAAGAAGUUGAAGGCUAAGAAUAUCACUGUUUACCUGAUCUCUGGAGGCUUUCGUCAAAUGAUCAAUCCUGUUGCGUCGAUCCUUGGGGUUCCACCUGAAAACAUUUUUGCCAAUCAACUGCUAUUUGGAAGUGCUGGGGAGUUUGUGGGGUUUGACACUAAGGAGCCUACUUCAAGGAGUGGAGGAAAAGCCACUGCAGUCCAACAGAUAAGAAAGGCUCAUGAGUACAAGUCAUUGGUCAUGAUUGGGGAUGGGGCGACUGAUCUUGAGGCUCGUAAACCAGGAGGUGCAGACUUGUUUAUUUGUUAUGCUGGUGUCCAACUUCGAGAGGCUGUUGCAGCAAAAGCUGAUUGGGUGGUUUUCAGUUUUAGAGAUCUGAUAAACUCCUUGGAAUAGCUUGCAGUUUUCUGGGUCUUGUUAUAUAUAUAUUUUUUAAAAAAAUUGAUAAUUAAUUAUUUUUGGGAUCACUGAUCACUUGCAAUAUAAAGGUGUAUUCAUCCCUCCCGUUAUUGCUAGGUUAUAAUUUUUACUUUUUUAUUGAUGGGCAAUAUAUAAAACUUAUAUGAGAAGAAUAAAGAGUUAUUAUUUGAUGCCCACUUGUGUAUCCAAUUGUAUUUGGUUCAACCCAUGGGACAGAUGGGGAUAUAAAAAUUU